Messenger RNA from Capsicum annuum, 1570 nucleotides. Its product is annotated as trihelix transcription factor ASIL2. Gene Ontology annotation, molecular function: transcription cis-regulatory region binding. The record is from RefSeq and is a predicted model, not a curated record. The coding region runs from base 139 to 1200 and encodes 353 amino acids. The transcript is spliced from 2 exons. NCBI's taxonomy places the organism in Eukaryota, Viridiplantae, Streptophyta, Magnoliopsida, Solanales, Solanaceae. Gene Ontology annotation, cellular component: nucleus.
UGGGUGACAAUUGGCUGGUGCUGUGAAGUUUUUGGGAGAAAUUCAUCGGAACAUGUGGAACCCCUCUCUAUCAAAACAAACGCAUCCUUGCUAUUCUCCACUGGAAACCCUAAUGCAGGGAUCUUAAAAACCCACUAUAUGAUAGUCGUAAAUAUGAAUGAUUCUGAUGAUGAUGAAACUCCGUACCCUUCAAGACCCAACGCCAUUUACACUUCUUCUCUUCCAUCGAGACGCUCAAUUCGAAACCCUAACUUUUAUCCAAGAAAUACCCAUUACGAUGAGUAUAACAAUGAAUAUCAAUAUAACAAUUAUGAUGAUGAUGAAGAAUCUGAUGAAAAUGAAAACCAAGAAUUUAGCACUGGAGAAAAUGAGUUUGUUACUUUUCAAGGUACACACAAAAAGAAAAGAAAGUUGGAAACUUUAGUCUUAAAUUACGAAUUUGCCCCUCGUCUGGGUUCUCAUAGUUCAAAGGAAACGUGGAGUGAAGAGGAGAGUUUUGUGUUGUUAGAAGUGUGGGGUGAGAGAUACUUGGACCUGGGACGGAGGAGUUUACGGGCUGAAGAUUGGGGUGAGGUUGCCGAGAAAGUAACUGAAAUGAUUGGUGUUGAUAAAAGUGAAAUUGAGUGUAGGAAUCAAUUAGAUGUGCUAAAGAAGAAGUACAAGAAGGAGAUAACGAAGAUGGAGAAAACUGGUGGUGGGUUUCAUAGCAAAUGGCCAUUUUUUAAGAAAAUGGAUAUGUUGAUGAAUUUGAGGAUGAAAGGGCAUUGUGGUUUGGGGUGUGGGCUCGAUUCAGGAGAGUAUGUGUUUAUGGAUCCACGAAUGUACUUGGAUAGGUCGAAUGUGUUGGAUGAGAUGAGGGAUAGUCCGGCAGGAUCAGAUGCGGAUAAUGAUGAAGAAGAGGAAGAGCAGGGUUCUGGAGGUUGGAAGGGUGACGAUGAGUCAGCUAAGUUGUUGGCGGAUUCAAUUCAAAGGUUUGGGCACAUAUAUGAGAAGAUUGAGAAUAGUAAGAGGAAGCAGAUGAUGGAGCUGGAGAAGAUAAGAAUGGAUUUCCAGAGGGAGUUGGAGCUGCAGAAGAAACAGAUUGUUGAGAGGGCGCAGGUCGAAAUUGCUAAAAUAAGGGACAAUAGCGAAAAUGAUGACAAUGAAGAUGAAGAUUGUGCGAACGCCGACAAUGUUUCGUGUGAGAAGCUUAGGGGCUGAUGCAGGAAGCUGGAAGCAAACAGUUGUCUGAAUCUGGAAAACAAAAAGGGUCAUGGGAAAAAUCAGAUCUGGCCAGAAUCUGAAAAACAGAAACAGUCGUCGGAAUCUGGAAAAUCCAAUUGGUGCGUGGGUUGGCUGGUGGUGGUGAAGCUUACUGGGUUACGCUCACGCCAAUGGUCCAAGUCUCGUGGUGGUGUUGGUUUGAUCACAGUACCUCCAAAAAUCGAGGUCUUUUCCGACAACCAAGAAAAAUAAAUUGAGAAAAAAAACAAGUUUAAAAGUUUAUCUUCCAAUGUUGCCGACCUUAAGCAGGCUCCAUUACCAUGUGAAUUGAAAGAGAAAUAAGAGAAAAACUCAGUUUUGAUGUCAA